Molecule: messenger RNA, 805 nt
Organism: Alnus glutinosa
Lineage: Eukaryota; Viridiplantae; Streptophyta; Magnoliopsida; Fagales; Betulaceae
Exons: 4
Coding region: 154-756 (200 amino acids)
Source: RefSeq, a predicted model, not a curated record
AUACUACCUUGUAUUGAAACCCAAAGAGAAUGAUAAUUCCUUAACAAUAUAAGUAAAUAGACAAUUUGCCUAACGAACAAUUUGAGUGGUUUGGAGAUCAAAUUGGUGCUUGGUUGGUAUUAACGAUCCUUGUGUCAACCAAAUCCGUGUUUCAUGGAAGAGGAUGACAAGUUUGCCGUUGAGGAGGCACGAGUUCAACGGACGGAGGCGACAUGCUGCAAAGAGAAGGCAGUGUUGGUGACUGUGUAUGUAGAGCGUCCGAGGAUCAAGAGGAAGGUGUCACAAAAUCACCAUCACCAUCAUCACCACCACCACCAUCAUCUUCGUCAAACCAUCAAACGAGAGUUAAUCCUCCAUAACCAAGGUCCUUCUGGUAAAGGGUAUGAUAGGAGAGCUCAACUUCUUCAGUACUCUCAACAUCUUCGAGAGUCUGCUCGAUCAGAAACACGACCACCCCAACCCUCACCAUUGAAGCCAACUUCUUCUAGCAACCAGAAACCUACAAGCGAAAUUGUUGCUGUCCAAACACAAUCAAAACGUCCUGGAACUCCAGCUUGCCGUGGCAGCCGGAAAAUCCUGAUUCCAAACUUCUUCAGAUCUUUGACAAGUUCCAAAGCUAAGAAAGAGAGAAAGAAGAAGAAACAGAGUGGAUCGAUAAGCAAUACGAUUAAACCUGCCACCAAAAGUUUAGAGAUGCCAAAAAGGAAGCGGGGGUUCAUUUCAAACUGUUUUUCAGCAUUUCAAAAGCAUAGCUGAAGCUUCAUUUGGCUAACUUCAACAAUUACAGGAAUAUAAAAUGGGAAAA